Tachysurus fulvidraco (yellow catfish) is the source of this 2267-nucleotide messenger RNA. RefSeq names its product fructosamine 3 kinase related protein. The coding region runs from base 224 to 1153 and encodes 309 amino acids. NCBI's taxonomy places the organism in Eukaryota, Metazoa, Chordata, Actinopteri, Siluriformes, Bagridae. The record is from RefSeq and is a predicted model, not a curated record. The transcript has 6 exons.
AUGCGCAGACUUUCACUCCUGCUCAAUGUGUCGGUGCUUGUUGUACGCUUCCGGAACGCGAUUAUAAACUCUUAUAUUGACUUGCGUUUUAUUUGGCUUUUAUAUAAAAAAUAAAUAACUAAAUAAGAAACGAACCCCAUCUGCACGAACCGGAUCCGCUCUACCGUUGCAAGGGGCGUUAUAACGCGUUAUAAACAGCGUUGGUGUAUAAACAGGGUCAGUGAUGGAGGAGCUGUUAAAGAGAGAGCUGAGCUGCAGCACAGUGAAAGCUGUGGGGUCAUCAGGAGGAGGUUGUAUCAGUGAGGGUCAGAGCUACAGCACAGACUCCUGUACUGUGUUCACUAAAAUCAACCACAAAUCACAGGCCAGAAGCAUGUUCGACGGAGAGAAGGCCAGUCUGGAGGCCAUCCUGUCCACCAACACGAUCCGGGUGCCCAAGCCAUGGAAGGUGGUGGAUAUGGAAGCAGGAGGAGCCGUGUUCAUCAUGGAGCACAUCGACAUGAAAUCCUUAAACAGGUACGCGGGUAAGUUGGGCGAGCAGCUGGCGGAUCUGCACCUCCACAAUAAACGACAGAAAGACAAACAGAAGAAGGAGGAACAGACUGUUGGAAAAGGAACCAGCCAGGCCGAAGUUCCGGUUAUUGAAAAAUUCGGUUUCCACGUCAAAACCUGUUGUGGCUACAUCGCUCUGGUGAACGACUGGCAGGACGACUGGGUUUCCUUUUACGCCCAGCAAAGACUUCAGUACCAGGUGGGAUUAGUGGAGCAGUCGUAUGGAGACCGAGAGGCCAGGGAAUUAUGGGCCAGCCUCCAGCUAAAGAUCCCGAAGCUGUUCGAAGGCGUGGAGGUGGAACCGGCGCUGCUUCACGGCGACCUGUGGAGCGGCAACGUAGCCGAGUACUCCGACGGCCCACUCAUCUUCGACCCGGCCUCGUUUUACGGCCACACCGAGUUCGAGCUGGGGAUCAGUGGCAUGUUCGGCGGCUUCGGGAAACGCUUCUACGACGCCUACUACGAGAACAUCCCCAAAGCACCCGGGUUCGAAAAGCGACAUCAGCUGUACCAGCUGUUCCACUACCUGAACCACUGGAAUCACUUCGGGACCGGAUACAGAGGCUCGUCACUACGCAUCAUGAAGGAGCUUUCAAAGUAGAAAUGGUUGUUCUGAUCGCUGAACGUUUUUUUCCCUCUACUCAUAGUGGGUUGAAUAAAUAGAUAAAUAUACAUAUGCUGCUACAGGAAAAUAAUUAACAGCAUAGAGAUGUUUCGAAACGCGCUCACUGUUAACGCCUGCGAGCUUCUCUGACGCCGAUUUAUUCCUCUUAUACCACACCGACUUCCUGACAAUUUCCACAUUUUAUUUAUUAAAAAAAAAAUUACACAAAGCUUUUAUAAAAUCGUAUUUUAUACCGAGUACGUAAAUCAUUUGUCGUUCACAUCCCUGCUAUUGAGUUGUUGCUAUGGAGAUGCUAACACGUCAGAGCAAGCGCAUUAACACAGUAUAAACACGUGAUUUUCAGCUGCACUUCUGUAUUCAAUAAAAAUAAAUCAGGAAGAGGAUAAGUUUAUUGGCCAAGUGUGUUGACACACAAGGAAUUUGGUUCCAGCUGUUUGUGACUCUCAAAGGUACAGACAUAAUUAACACUAUACAAGAUAAUACAGACUAAAUUCAACACCUCCUCCUGAACAUUCCACAGCUCAACAGCGCCGUGCUGGUUAUUCACACUGGACGUCACAUUGAUGUUUCCUCUUACUGUUAAUUAACAGCACGUGUUGAAUUGCAUUCCCGCCUCCGCCUUGUGUGUGUGGAGUUUGCAUGUUCUCCCCGUGCCUCGGGGGUUUCCUCCGGGUACUCCGGUUUCCUCCCCCGGUCCAAAGACAUGCAUGGUAGGUUGAUUGGCAUCUCUGGGAAAUUGUCCGUAGUGUGUGAGUGAAUGAGAGAGUGUGUGUGUGCCCUGUGAUGGGUUGGCACUCCGUCCAGGGUGUAUCGAUGCCCAAAGACGCCCGAGAUAGGCACAGGCUCCCCGUGACCCAAGAAGUUUGGAUAAAGUGGUAGAAAAUGAAUGAAUGAAUGAAUGUUGAAUUGCAUUAAUCAACACAAUAACAAUAAAAGCUUGACUUCUUGACUUGAUUUAUCAGAGGUUUCACUUCUUGCUCGUUAAACAGCAUCUUCUAGUCUUAAAGUGCAUCUUAUGACAAAUGUACAUAAAGCAAAUAAAGUCUGAACUUAAUAAAUAAAUAUUUAAAAUGUCUCCUUGUCGGUACUA